AUGUCUUCUUCGUCGAGUUCCUCAAGCGGGAGCUCACCGUCAGUGUCUUCGGAUAUAAGAUGGUACGGCGUGACGAAGCCAAUAAAGCAUAUCAACGAGCUGCCAGUGGAGUUGGUUAUGAGAGUGUUUAGUUACCUGGACAAUGAGGACGAUCGUUGGGCAUUCAUGACCACACAAUGGCGGUGGUUUAAUAUCGCCGUGGAUGCAUUGUGGUACCGUCCGGGAAUAAACAGUGCCGACCAAGUUGAUUUACUUUGUCAAACUUUGCGUGCGCAUUCUCCGCAGGCCGAUUAUGCAGCUAUGAUCCGCAGAGUAAACCUCAGCACCGUGGCAAAAUCCGUUAACGAUUAUGUUCUAGAUUCAUUCACACGUUGCCAUCAAAUUGAGCGUUUCGUGAUCUCCGAGGCUGAAAAUGUCACUGACGAAGGCGUAUGUGCCGUGCUGCAAGCUAACUCGAAUAUUCAGAGCAUCGAUGUAUCAAUGAUCAGCUCUCUCACUGACCGAGUGCUACAAGAGCUGGCAAACAACUGUCCUGGAGUGCAGGGGAUUUACGCCACUCAUUGUGUUGGAUUUACUGAUGAAGGAAUCGCUCAUAUUGCCUCCAAGUGUCCUGCCCUCAAACGGGCGAAAUUUGGCGGCUGUAGACUGCUAUCUGAAAACGGUCUAGGCAUGCUUGUUGACGGCUGCCGAUAUAUUAUGGAGCUAGAUAUUUCUUGCUGUGGUGCAGGAACAUCAAUGGGAUCUAUCUCAGACUCUAUGGUGAAGUCGGCACUGGAAAAGCUGCGUAGUCUCAGAGAAAUAAGGCUGGGCUCAAACGAAGAUCUCACAGCCAAAGCAUUUGACCUUAAACCCGGAACUACUUUGGAGAGCUUAAGGCUGGUCGAUCUCACCUCUUGUCCCGGAAUCACCGACGAAGCGAUCGCUAAACUUAUCCAGCUCGCGCCUCGCUUGCACAAUAUUGUGCUAGCGAAAUGCAUAUCGCUAACCGAUAGAAGCCUGGCGCUUAUUGCCCAACUUGGUCACAGUCUGCACUAUCUCCACAUCGGACAUUGUUCACAGGUCACAGACCGUGGCAUUGCUGCAAUAGCGCAAAACUGUCCUCGUCUUCAGUACAUCGAUGUCGCGAACUGCAACCGGAUUUCGAACCGCACUCUUCAAGAAUUGAGUAUGCUCCCUCGGUUGCGACGUAUUGGUUUGGUAAAAUGUAACCAAAUCGACGAUGUUGGAAUCCUAGCGUUCACUCGACGCCCCCUUCUCGAAAACACUCUCGAAAGGGUGCACUUAAGUUAUUGCUCAGCCAUUUCCGUGGCUGUCAUCAAAAAGCUGCUUGAUAGCUGUCCCCGACUCACCCACCUAUCGCUCACUGGUGUUCCCUCGUUCAUGAGGCCCGAGCUCACACAAUUCUGUCGCGAUCCGCCCCUGGACCUGACCCAACACCAAAUGUCGGUGUUCUGCGUCUACAGCGGCUCCGGCGUACAUCGGCUCAGGGAAUAUUUGAAUCGAAAUCAUGCGCAUAUCGAAAUUGCAGCAUUUGAUCCGGAGGUGCUUGCAAUGCGGCAAGAGCCCAUGGAAAGCUAG
Wickerhamiella sorbophila is the source of this 1578-nucleotide messenger RNA. RefSeq names its product SCF E3 ubiquitin ligase complex F-box protein grrA. The record is from RefSeq and is a predicted model, not a curated record. The transcript has a single exon. Gene Ontology annotation, cellular component: SCF ubiquitin ligase complex. Gene Ontology annotation, biological process: SCF-dependent proteasomal ubiquitin-dependent protein catabolic process. Gene Ontology annotation, molecular function: protein binding. Lineage: Eukaryota; Fungi; Ascomycota; Dipodascomycetes; Dipodascales; Trichomonascaceae. The coding region runs from base 1 to 1578 and encodes 525 amino acids.